Messenger RNA from Ylistrum balloti, 2808 nucleotides. RefSeq lists its product as uncharacterized. The annotation marks the transcript as partial. The transcript has 12 exons. Gene Ontology annotation, molecular function: protein binding. NCBI's taxonomy places the organism in Eukaryota, Metazoa, Mollusca, Bivalvia, Pectinida, Pectinidae. The record is from RefSeq and is a predicted model, not a curated record.
AUUGAGAAUGAGCGCUUUCUGUCACGUUGUGCAAAGGAGGAAGAAAAACUCCGCCUCUCAUUAUCCACCCAGCUAAAGCGGGACAUGAACAGGCUGUUUGAGACAGGACUACACAGCGACAUUACAUUGAAGUCUGGAAUACAAGAAAUUAAACUUCACAAUUUCAUUGUAAAAACCAGGAGCCUUGAGAUCUACAACAGACUACAUGAGGUCUGUACAGAGGCUGGAGGAGAUGUACUGGUACUCCCUGAAUGGGUCCAAGUUGCUGUACUUAGGGACACUUUGAGACUACUGUACAGUACCCUAACCAUCCAGCCACUUUUGAGUGAGGAUUCUGAUAAUGAUAUAGGUAUCGUUCAAGAUGUUAUAGGACUUUUAACAUUCCGACAGAAGUCUGAACCAAAGGAGGAAGAAGGAUCUGCCAUUGAAGAAACAGUUGAUUCAAGUAAGGUUGACACCCUUUCAGACACAGAUAAAUUAGAAUGUGAUAAAUGCAAUGGUGACAAUGCAGAUGAUACAGAAAAUCCAGAAUCUUAUACUCAAAGUGAGCCUGACCAGUCGGUACAUCCUGAUUCAGUCAAACCACAGCCAAGUGAUCCAAAUUUAAAUGAAAAUAGUGGUGUUAAUGGAGUUGUCAAUGGUGCCUCUUCUGCAAUGGAGCAUGAGGAAGCUGAGCUGGAACAGGAAGAAUGUAAAUCAGAAAUCCAAUUAAAUAAUGAUGAAAAGGGAGAAAACUCUAAGGCAGAAGAUGAUGAUUACUUAAAUGUACAAAUGACUCGCUCUGAUGCUUGCAAGGAGUUGGAGUCAAAUGAAAAUAUGGGCUCAAGCAAGGGAGAUAACUCUUCACUUCAAGAUCUGGUCAAGAUGACUUAUGACCUAAGUAUACCAUACAAAGCCUGUGAUUCCCUAGGGGAAGGACUCCUGAGGGGAUACCUGAAGGAAAUGGACCAUGACUGUGUCAUCUCAAUCUCUGGAGCACACUUCAAGGCACAUAAAUGUAUAUUAGCUGCUAGAUGUGACUACUUUUCUGCCAUGCUGGGAGGAUCCUGGAUGGAGAGUGAAGCUCAGGAAAUCAACCUUGAAGGGAUAAGCCCACCUGUAAUGGAGCAAGUCCUUCUCUACCUGUAUGGAGGAGUAUUAGACAUGGAGACAUGCUGUCCAAUAGGGGAGGUGGUAAUGGUAGCUGAUAUGUAUGGGCUCCAUGGCCUCAAUGCUAUCGUCACAUACAACCUGAAAAAAACUUAUUGUCAUUUCUUCCACAAGCCAUGUAGUGGCUGUGAGACAGGAGUUGUUGAAACACUGGCCUCAGCGCUGACCUUUAAUCUUUGUGAAUUGCGAGACAAGUGUAUCGAUUGGAUCAACAACAAUAUGGUGAAGGUGUGGAGGACAAAAGCCUUUGCCUCACUUCCUCCUGACAUCAUGGAUAUAGUCUGCAACUCUGCUAUCCACCAUCUGAAUAUACGGUGUGUGAUGGAAGUGAUGCUGGAUUGUCAGAAACUAAAUCGUAACAUUCCUCGGCUCAAGUGGUGUGAGCCUGUCCUGUCAGCUGUCACCAGACUCAUGGAUAGCUCCAUCGAAUACACAGCGAAAAAUUUCAUCAGUCUCCUGAACAGUGGAAAAUUCCGAGACAUUGAUACAACCCUGGCAUACCAGAUGGGACUACUAGAAGAAAUUUUUGGAACAAUAAUCAAGUCUUUACCUGUGUCUGGAGCCUGCCAAGUGUUUGAACGUCUCCACGCCCUGAACAAAGCAUCAACUUCGGAGGAAAUGGAAUCAGUGUGGAGUGAGGAAUUCUGUGCUUUUAUCCAAUCUCUAUAUAGGAAAUGCGAGGACUUUAUGAAGCUACACAUUCAUCAGAUGGCACAGACUGAAGACUGGGACUCCCUAAACAAGGACCUGCAAACACAUCUUAUGAAAAAUUCCAGCUUUGUAGUGAUAGAUAUGUCAAUCAAGGAAAAGAAAAUGGGGCCAAGGUUUAUGAGGAUGCAAAAAAAAAAACCUGAGGUUAAAGAACUGAAGACUACCUUGAAAGCCCGACCUAUACUAACAAGUGACAGAACACGUAAGCUGUCCGGUUCUAGUACAGGUACAAAGUCAGAUGGCAGGACGGACAAAGUAAUUGGUAAGUCUUCAGUACAAAGUCGAAAUAAACCUGGAAGUAACAGAACCAUAGUGGCUCAGAGCAAACAAGGGAAAGUCAAAUCACGUAUGGAAAGUAAAACUUCAAGCAGCAUUUCAGGAGUGACAGCGGAUCAACAGGAAAAUUCAGACCAUAUGCCUUGUGCUGACGGAAACCAUUGUGAGAAUUCUCCAAAGGGAAGUAACUAUGAUAGCUCAGAUGUUCAGGAUAAAUAUGAAUCUCAUUUAAACUUAGGUAUCAGUGAUGUAGCAGGGAAUGGUGAGCAUGACAGGGUGUGUCUGCCUGGGCAAAGUUUCUUUGUAGAUUCUGAAGAGGAUCUGGGUUCAAGUGAAACGCUGCCUACUGGUCAACAAGCAUGUGGGCAGACACUGGAUGUUAAAGAAAUGUCAGUGAAUAUAGAAGGUCAGGGGUCAGUGAUGUCAUUGAAUGAAGGUUCAAUGACAUCAUUAAAUGCUGAAGGUCAUGGACUUGCUGGAGAGACAUUAGACCCAAAUACACAUGACAUGGAGAUUUCUAGUCAAUUAGCAGAUCCUUUAGUAUUUAGUGUAGAACUUAUUCCAAUUUUCAAUGUCUCAUUUUUUGAUGGUAGUGAAUGAUUUUAAGCAUGUGCUAUUUUCUAAUCUAAAAUUAUUCUUAAUAUUAAAGAUACUUUCUACUAGAUAUUUGUU